Elgaria multicarinata webbii is the source of this 2126-nucleotide messenger RNA. RefSeq names its product GTP binding protein 10 (gene GTPBP10). The coding region runs from base 41 to 1144 and encodes 367 amino acids. Gene Ontology annotation, cellular component: mitochondrion. Gene Ontology annotation, molecular function: GTPase activity; magnesium ion binding; GTP binding. The transcript is spliced from 10 exons. The record is from RefSeq and is a predicted model, not a curated record. NCBI's taxonomy places the organism in Eukaryota, Metazoa, Chordata, Lepidosauria, Squamata, Anguidae.
UCCAAGCAGAAAGGAGGCUCUCUGGCGCUUGGUCUAUAGCAUGGUGUGGCUCAGCCGAGCUCUCCUCAGGCAGUAUGGCAGAUUUAUGGAUGACCUAAGGAUCUAUGUGAAAGGAGGAAGUGGCGGAAUGGGCUUUCCUCGAUUUGGUGGGGAAGGGGGAAAAGGCGGUGAUGUCUGGCUGGUAGCUCACGAAAAACUGACCUUGAAGAGGAUUAAAGAUCGAUAUCCAACGAAACGGUUUGUGGCAGGAACAGGAGCCAACAGUAGUAUUGCUGCACUAAAAGGUGCUACUGGAAAAGAUUGUGAAGUAAAGGUGCCUAUAGGAAUAUCAGUUGCUACAGAUGACGGAAAACUGUUUGGGGAACUUAACAAAGCAGGAGAAAGACUGUUGGUGGCACGUGGGGGAAUUGGCGGAUGCAUGAUUACAAAUUUCUUGCCCACCAAAGGUCAAAAACACACGAUUCAUCUUGAUUUAAAACUAAUAGCAGAUGUCGGCUUAGUUGGAUUUCCAAAUGCAGGAAAGUCCUCUUUGCUAACCAAGAUUUCUCACGCAACACCUCAAAUUGCAGACUAUGCCUUCACAACAAUAAAACCUGAACUUGGAACAGUGAAGUAUGCUGAUUUCAAACAGAUCACAGUUGCUGAUCUUCCAGGAUUGAUUGAAGGUGCCCACGCUAAUAAAGGAAGAGGCCACAAUUUCUUGAAGCAUGUGGAAAGAACAAAACAGCUUCUCUUUGUUGUCGAUGUAGCCGGUUUUCAGCUUUCUUCUGAAACGCCAUUCAGAACAGCCUUUGAAACUAUAAUACUAUUAGCAAAGGAACUGGAACUAUAUAAAGAAGACCUUCGAACUAAACCUGCAUUGCUUGCUGUUAAUAAAAUGGAUUUGCCCAAUGCAAAAGAAAAAUUGAAUGAACUUAUGGAACAAUUGCAAAGUCCUCAAGAUUCUAUGCAGUCGCUUCCAACAGAUACGAUUCCAGAAAUCACUGUUGAGUUCAAAGAGAUCAUUCCCAUAUCCACGUAUACUGGUGAAGGAAUUGAGAUACUAAUUCAGCGCUUAAGAGAAGUACUAGAUGAAGAAGCUGAGAAAAAGAUUGAAGAUUAUCAGAAGGACCAACUUCGUGCAUUGCAACUCUCAGAAACAUAGUAGUUCCUUACACUCGAAUUCCAUUGUAUGAGGAUUAAGAGAUCAGUAUUUUCAGACCUCUGAAUGCAACUGAAUUUGUGCAACCCCUGAUUUAGUCUCUCUUUCAAGCCGACCGUCGUAAAAGCAAAAGAGAGUAUGUUGCUUUCCAGUUUCUGUGAAAUACAAAAUGUAUAUUAUGAUUUUUAUUAGAUCAAUUUGUUAUCAGGUGUGUGCAAGUCUAUAAGUUACAUAGUACUCUAAGGGUGCAAGCCUAUGCAUAUUUAGACUGGGGAAGAAAUCCUACAACUCCCAGCAUGCCCCAGCCAGCCAUGCAUAGCAUUGUGCCCUUAAGAAUACAUUUUAAAAGAUGUAAAUAAACAUGAAACUAUAUCUAAAUACACCAAGGCACUCUUUCUGUUUUCUUCACCAAAUUUUUCAAGAUUGGUAUCCUUGUUUUGAAUGAGUACAUCAACGUGGGACGAGAAAGUACAAAACUACAUCUGCUCACUUCCCUGAAAUAUUUUGGGCAGGAAUAUUCAAAAUUACUAAUAAAGCUAUUUAGCAGCAACAUUGCUAAGUACAGCAUUGGAACAUCUGUUGUGAGUGGGCUAGUGAGAGCAGAGUGCAAGGUUGCUGCUUUCUGUAUUAUGUGUAUUCAUUCCUUCUGGGAAAAGAAAUUUUUUUUCCCUGGGGGCAUCAUAAUUACAGAUCAUUCAGGACCCUUUUGUGGACCCAGUGCUCCAAAGAUGAACAGAGCAAUUGUGAAGGGAUGAAACAAGAUUUAACAACAUUAGCAGGAAAGGGUGGGGUGGAGGAAUGAGGAGAUUAAUGUAGGAUGGCAGAGAAUGCCCUUUCGUGGUUUAGAUUUGUAAUACAUUUUGCAUCAGAUACCACUUCUACAACCAUGGAUAAUCCAGAUUAAACCAGCUCUCACAGAAAUGCACAUUUUGUGUUCAGAAUAAUUUGUGCCGUUUACCUAAAUUGGGUAUAUCGCCCCACACAG